AUGAGCGACGAAGACGCAAAGGCUGUCAAUUUGCCAACCCACAGAUUCAGCCUUGUUAUGGAGGAAACGGCGAACUACGCCGUCGCAGAAGCGUCCGAAGGAUCCCUGCUGAAAUCGCUGACGUUCGCCGUCGCCAUGUCCUUCCACUCAAUCCUCGAGGGAUUCGCUCUUGGAGUACAGAACACAACCGCACGAAUCGUCACCCUGUUCAUAUCACUUAUCCUGCACAAAGGUGUCGAGGCGUUCAGUGUGGGGUUACAGGUCUCCAAGGGAAACAGCAACAAGUUGAAAGCAGUAAUUGCAACAAUCCUCAUCUACGCUCUAAUGACCCCUCUGGGGUCAGGCCUGGGAACUCUGCUUCAGGUAAUUUCUGCGAUUUGCUCACUGAAAUGGCUAACCUUGCGUUGCUGUUGA
This is a messenger RNA of Cooperia oncophora, 414 nucleotides long. NCBI's taxonomy places the organism in Eukaryota, Metazoa, Nematoda, Chromadorea, Rhabditida, Trichostrongylidae. The record is from the annotation of a GenBank genome assembly.